UCCUUCAAAACGAAUAUCACAUGUUGAUAUUAUAUUGAAUAGUGACGGAAAUUAUACCUUAGCUACAUACUGUCCUGAAUUUCUACCGAAACUUGUCAUGUUUUAUGAAAUCAAAAUUAAUAUGCUCUCACUACAAGUCAGUUGUCGACCAAUUGCUAAUGUUCAUCUUACCAAUCCUUCUUUAUCCGUUGAGCGAUCUCCAGUAUUGCAUUUGAAAUUAAUAUCAAAUACACAAUCUCACGGAGUUCGACUUAUAAUAGUAACAGCCGAGAAAAAAGGAAAUAAUGUUUUCAAUAGCAGUAUUGCCACAUGGGAAAUCGAUAAAAUCACACCACAACCACUUGACUCAUUGACAGAAAAUGCAAUGGAAAUCGAUAUGCCUCUACCAAGUAUUCAUCUUGUUGCUAGUGAGCAUUUGGAUCAAAAGCUUGUAACGAAUAUUUGGAUACAAGAUGAUGAACUCUUCCUUGGUCUCAGCGACGGCCAAGUUCAGUUUCGUAACUGCAACACUUUACAAGUCCUUUCACAGGAACAAAUUGGACUUAAACAUUUUAAAGAUUGCAAUUUUCCCAAAUAUAGUACCUGGGUCCCUUCGAAUUGUGGUCACGAAGAACUUUCGACCCGUGCAGAUGGUGAGUUUAUGUCAAAUAAAUUUUUCUUAAGUUGCCAUUGAAUUGAUUUUUUCAAUUACAUCAGCAAUCAUUGAAUUUGCAACUUCACCGAAUGGGACGUUAUUUCUUUGCAGACGGGCGUCUGGUAAACUUGACUGU
Messenger RNA from Rhizophagus irregularis DAOM 181602=DAOM 197198, 770 nucleotides. NCBI's taxonomy places the organism in Eukaryota, Fungi, Glomeromycota, Glomeromycetes, Glomerales, Glomeraceae. The record is from RefSeq and is a predicted model, not a curated record.